Lepus europaeus (European hare) is the source of this 1206-nucleotide messenger RNA. Its product is annotated as arylacetamide deacetylase-like 2. NCBI's taxonomy places the organism in Eukaryota, Metazoa, Chordata, Mammalia, Lagomorpha, Leporidae. Bases 1 to 1206 code for a protein of 401 amino acids. The record is from RefSeq and is a predicted model, not a curated record. Gene Ontology annotation, cellular component: membrane. The transcript is spliced from 5 exons. Gene Ontology annotation, molecular function: carboxylic ester hydrolase activity.
AUGGGGUGCAAAAGUCUGUGCUUUGGAGUGUCUUGUGUUCUGUUUGCUUAUUAUAUUUAUACUCCCUUACCAGAAAACAUUGAAGAACCAUGGAAAGUAAUGGUUGCGGAUGCUGUUAUAAAAAUGGCUUCAAUUACGGCCCUGUUAUUUGAAACUAUAGGUGUCAUGAAAUACGAAGAAUUAUUGUUAAUGUUAUUGUCACUGGAUUAUACAAAACCAAUUUCAGAUGAAAAUGUUACAGUGACAGACACAGCGUUUGGUGACAUCCCAGUACGUUUGUACUUACCAAAGAGGAAAUCAGAAAGACAGAGACCAGCUGUAAUUUUUCUUCAUGGUGGUGCCUUUGUCUUAGGAAGUUGCAAACAGACACCUUAUGACUCCCUGAGUAGACGGACAGCCAACAAACUUGAUGCUGUUGUCGUUGGAGUGGACUUCAGAUUAGCUCCUCAAUAUCAAUUCCCAGUUCUCCUUGAAGAUGUGGUUUCUGUGGUCAAGUUCUUUCUACAGGAUAACAUUGUUGAGAAAUACGGAGUGGAUCCCACCCGAAUCUGUUUAACAGGAGAUAGUUCCGGGGCUGUGCUGGCCACAAAAGCAACUCAACUGAUACAGAGUGACCCAGAAUGCAAAAUUAAAAUUAAGGCACAAGCUUUAAUCUACCCUUUCUUACAGAUGCUUGAUAUUUCAAUGCCCUCUCACCAAGACUACCAGCAGGGUCCAAUUCUAUCAAGGGAUGUGGCAGUUAGAUUGGGAAGUCUGUAUGUGACUACAGAUAAAGCACUGCCCCAGGCAAUGAGAGUAAACCAACAUAUGCCUGAGGAAUCAAGACAUCUUUUCAAGUAUGUUAACUGGAGUACUCUUCUUCCUGAGAAGUUUAGAAAGAAUCAUGUUUAUACUGAACCAAUUCUUGGAAGACUUAACCCUUCAUAUCCAGCACUUACGGAUAGUAGGUUAUCACCCUUAAUAGACGAGGAUUCCCAGUUACGAAAGUUGCCAUUAACUUAUAUUGUCACCUGUCAACAUGAUAUCCUAAGGGAUGAUGGACUUAUAUAUGUCACACGACUUCAAAAUGUUGGAGUUCAAGUUACUCAUGUGCACUUGGAGAAUGGAUUCCAUGGAGCUCUAUCACUUAUGGCAUUGCCACUUUACUUAGAUCUUGGCAUUAAAAUACAAGAUAAAUAUAUUAGUUGGUUAGAAGAAAACUUAUAA